Molecule: messenger RNA, 678 nt
Organism: Rhizoctonia solani
Lineage: Eukaryota; Fungi; Basidiomycota; Agaricomycetes; Cantharellales; Ceratobasidiaceae
Product: O-methyltransferase family 3 protein
Exons: 5
Coding region: 1-678 (225 amino acids)
Molecular function (GO): O-methyltransferase activity; S-adenosylmethionine-dependent methyltransferase activity
Source: RefSeq, a predicted model, not a curated record
AUGGCCGCUCUCGACUCCUGGGUCCAAUCUGACGCGUAUCAUAACAAGCAUCUUCUCGGAGAUGAUACCAUCCUCGAGCAAGUCCUAAAAAACAGCGAAGAGGCAAAUUUAAUGCCCAUUGCGGUCAGCGCUGCCCAGGGCAAAUUCUUGAACCUCCAAAUACGUGCGCUCGGCGCAAAGAAUGUCCUCGAAGUUGGGACCCUUGGAGGUUACUCUUCCAUCUGCAUGGCUCGCGCCCUACCUGAGGAUGGAAAACUAGUCACACUGGAGAUCGACCCCCAUACUGCCGAAGUCGCACGCAAAAAUAUUGAAUUGGCGGGACUAAGUGGUCGCGUUGAGGUUAAAGUCGGCCCAGCAGCUGAGGUUUUACCGUCUCUUGGACCAGAUCAUUCCUUCGACUUCGCCUUCAUCGACGCAGAUAAGAUAAACAAUGCUCUUUACUUCAAAGAGGCCCAACGUGGCGUGGUAAUUGUCGAUAAUGUGGUACGCAGGGGGCGAGUUGCUGAUGAGAAAAUCAAGGACGAGGACGAUUCAGCUGCUAAAGGAGUACGCGAGCUACUUCGUUACGUUCAAAGCCAACCCACGGUGGAAGCUACUACCAUAGCCACAGUCGGAGAGAAAGGCCACGAUGGAUUCAUGUAUGCCAUUGUUGGCCUUCGUGGAUCAACACGUUUGUAG